Messenger RNA from Salmo salar (Atlantic salmon), 4488 nucleotides. RefSeq lists its product as uncharacterized. Gene Ontology annotation, cellular component: myosin II complex; cytoplasm; myosin filament. Gene Ontology annotation, molecular function: actin filament binding; microfilament motor activity. The record is from RefSeq and is a predicted model, not a curated record. NCBI's taxonomy places the organism in Eukaryota, Metazoa, Chordata, Actinopteri, Salmoniformes, Salmonidae.
AAGAGGGGGAGGAAAGGAGGAGAGGCUGUUGUUGCGGCGUGAGAGCAGUACAGUAGUGGAGGACUGGACACAGAGAAGUGGGCUUCUGUUUUCUACUUUGUGGGACUGUAAGUGAAGAAACAAUUGAGGAGAGCAGAGGAGGAAUGUGUGGAUUACAGUAGCAAGUACCAACAGACUGAAAUUAAAGAGGAGAAAAGUAUUUGAUUGAGCAGGAAAAAAGAGAAAGCAACCGAACAAAUAGUAGAGAGAGAGAGAGAAAAAAAAGAAAGAAAGAAAGUGAGAGAGAGAGAGUGAGAGAGAGAAAGAGAGAUUAAGGGCAUACCGCUGCAGGUGUGCAGCGCUAAAUCAAACAGUGGGCUAUGGGGAGAGAGAAAGGAGACUGACUGUUCGCAGCGUGCUGAGUGGAGUUACCGUGGUGACCAAACCGUGAAUUAGUACCUUCUCUUCUACAGUGAACCCUCCUGAACCUCCGCUAACCAAUCACAGGGAGAGAAAAGCAGAGGGUAGAGGUGUUACAUGGAACUUUAUUUUCAACCUAUAAGUCUACCUGGCCUAUUAAGGAGGUGCAGUUGAUACAGGUGCAGUACAGGGACUGUGUAAGGGUGUUAGGUUACUGUUAAGGUGCGGUAGGUAGAGAGUGUUGACAGGUCAAUUGACAGGUUGAUUGACAGGCGUCGGGUUAAGGUGAUGUCUGUGGAGCGGGGCCAGGGACGUGGCCACUCCCUCUCUGACUCGGAAGAGACCAAUGGGCUGCAGGUGGAUCCUGAACCAGAGGAACUGGACUGGGAUAGCUUUAGUACUGCAUUGGAACAGAGACUGACUAUUGAGCAGGAGUGUGCCCAGGCGUCAGAUCACCGUUGUGCCCAGCUGGAGAAGGCCCGGUGUGGGCUGGAGCUGCAGCUGUCUGGCCUAUCUGAGCGCCUGGAGGAGGAGGAGGCGUGCUCGACCCAGCUGGCCCACCACAGAGAGAGGCUGGAGGCAGAGAACAGCAGCCUCAGACGAGACCUGGAGGAACUGGAGAGUGCUCUGACUGCCACCGAGAGAGACAAACAGUCUUCAGACGGCUCAGUCAGGAAGCUGUCAGAGGAGCUGUCCCAGAGAGAGGAAGCUGUCCAAAAGCUUCAGAAGGAGAAAGAACACCUGGUGGAGCUCAGCCAGCAAGCCAUUGAGGACCUACAGAGCGAGGAGGAGAAGGUGAACCUCCUGACCAAGGAGAGGGCAAAGCUACAGGUGCAGGCGGAAGAUUUGGAGUACCUGUUAGAGCAGGAGCGGCGUCAGCGUGGGGAGCUGGAGAAAGGCAGGAGGAAGCUGGAGGGAGACAGCAGGUCCACUCUGGAGAGCCUCACUGAGAUGGAGAGGAUGAGGAGCAGCCUGGAGGAACUCAUGAAGAAGAGAGAUGUGGAGAUAACCAGCACCAGUACCAAGCUGGAGGCAGAAGAGGCCCUAAACAUCAGCCUGCAUAGGAGGAACAAGGAGCUGCAGGUCCGUAUCGAGGAGCUGGAGGAGGAACUGGAGACAGAAAGAACCAUGAGAGCCAAGGUGGAGAAGCAGAGAGCUGAUCUGACCAGAGAACUGGAUGACCUCACUGACCGACUGGAGGAGGCCGGGGGAGCCACAGCUUCACAGAUUGAAGUAAAUAAAAAGCGGGAGGCGGAGCUCCAGCGUCUGAGGAGGGACUUGGAGGAGUCUUCUAUCCAAUCAGAGGCCCUGGCUGCGUCUCUAAGGAAGCGUCAUGGCGAUGCGAUGGCAGAGCUGGGAGAGCAGUGUGAGAGUCUACAGAGGACCAGGGCCAAGCUGGACAAGGAGAAACAGAGUCUACGCAUGGAGCUGGAGGACCUUGCUGCCUCACUGGACACCCUGCAGAAAGUCAGGGUGUCGACAGACAGCCAGCUGAGGAAGCUGGAGGAGCAGCUCUCUGAGGCCAACACCAGAGGAGACGAUCUGCAGAAAGCCCUGACUGAGGUCAACGUAGCCAGAAACAGACUCACAGCUGACAACACAGACCUGGCCAGACAGCUGGAGGAGGCAGAGAGCAGAGCCAGCCAGGUCUGUCGCUCCAAGACCCUGAUUGUGACCCAACAUGAAGACAUCAAGAAACAGAUGGACGAGGAGCUCAAGUCUAAGCUGGCCCUGGCCAGCAGUCUGGCAGGGCUGCGUCAGGAGUGUGAGGUGUUGAAGGAACAGCUGGAGGAGGAGCAGGAGAGCAAGCUGGAGCUGCAGCGCUUCAUCUCCAAACUCAACACCGAGGUUACACAUUGGAGGACCAGACAUGAGGCGGACGCCAUACAGCACUUGGACGAACUGGAGGAGACCAAGAAGAAGCUGGCGUCUCGGCUCCAGGAGGCUGAGGAGGCGGUGGAGGCCACCCAGGCUAAGUGCUCCUCUCUGGAGAAGACCAAGCAGAGACUACAGGGAGAGGUGGAGGACCUCUGUAUAGACCUGGAGAAGGCUAGUAAUUGUGGCCAGGCGCUGGAUAAGAAACAACGCAUCUUGGAGAAGCAACUGGGUGACUGGAGGCAAAAGUGUGAGGAGCUGGUGUUGGAGGUAGAGGGUUGUCAGAAGGAGAGCAGACAGCACGCCACGGAGCUCUUCAAACUGAAGACGGCCCAUGAAGAGGCUCUGGAACAGGGAGAUGCCCUACGCAGGGAGAACAAGGCCUACCAGGAGGAGAUAGUUGACCUGACUGACCAGCUCUCGGAUGGAGGCAAGAGCGUCCACGAGCUGCAGAAGACGAAGAAGAAGAUAGAGAUGGAGAAGGAGGAGCUGCAGGCCUCAUUGGAAGAGUCUGAAGCUGCCUUAGAGGCUGAGGAGACCAAGGUGCUGCGUCUGCAUCUGGAACUGUCCCAGGCUAAAGGAGACAUGGAGAGGAGACUCCAGGAGAAAGAGGAGGAGUUUGAGGCAGCAAGGAAGAGCCACCAGAGGGCGCUGGAGUCCCUUCAGGCCAGUCUGGAUGUGGAGGUCAAAGGUCGUGGUAAGGGGUUGAGGGUGAAGAAGAAGCUGGAAUCUGACCUAAAUGAGCUGGAACUACAGGUGGACCUGCUCACCAAGAACAACAUAGAGCUCACCAAGAACACAAAGAAGAUGCAGCAGCAGAUCAAGGAACUGCAGGGCCAAUUGGAGGAGGAGGUGCGUGGGCAGGAGGAGCGGAGGGAGGAGCAGACUGUGUUGGAGCGACGCUGCCUCCUGCUGGUGAGCGAGGGAGAGGAGACACGUGGGGCGCUGGAGAACGCUGACAGACAACGCAAAACCUUAGAGAUUGAGCUUACAGAGACCAACGAGAAGUACAACGACCUCAACAACCAGUUCCAGUCAGCGCUGAGUGGUAGGAGGAAACUGGAUGUGGAUUUACAGGCACUGCAGCAGGAGCAUGAGGAACUGCAGAACGAACUGAGAGGAGCCAAUGACAAGAUCAAGAAGGCCAACUGUGAGGGAGCGCGUGUAUCAGAGGAACUGAGGUUAGAGCAGGACCACACCCUGCACAUGGAGCGGGUGAAGAAGGGUCUGGAGGCCCAGUUAAAAGACAUGGGCACCAGGCUGGACGAGGCUGAGCAGAUGGCCCUCAAAGGAGGCAAGAAGAUCAUCCAGAAACUGGAGGGCAAGGUGAAGGAGCUGGAGUUGGAGCUGGACUCGGAGCAGAAGCGUCACGCUGAGACGGUGAAGACGCUGCGUAAGAACGAGCGUCGUCUGAAGGAGCUGCUGUUCCAGUCCGAGGAGGACCAGAAGAACCAACACCGCAUGCAGGAACUGGUGGAGAGACUCCAGAACAAGAUGAAGGCCUACAAGAGACAAGUAGAGGAGACGGAGGAGCAGGCCAACAUGAACCUCGCUAAGUACAGGAAGACAGUACAUGAGUUGGACGAUGCUGAAGAAAGGGCAGACAUCGCCGAGUCAGCCCUCACCAAGAUCAGGACCAAGAACCGCGGUAGCUUCAGCAAGGGAUACUCGUCUGGUUACAGCACGCCGUACCCCGGGGGGAUCGUGAGGUCACCCAGUUCCGUGGGGUCAGAGGGUAGAAGUGAGAAGAUCAUCAACGACGACAAUGACUCGGUCAGCUCCCUCAUCCCAGCUUAUCUCAACUCCCUGAAGAAACUCAUGAUAGACUAGCACCUAGGGAGGGAGUCAGUUGGAUGUACCAAACAUUCCAGUUGGAGCAAAGAAACAUGUACUGUCUUACAUAUGUAGGAUCUUAAUUUGAGCCAGUUUGCUACAGCAGGAAAUGUGGAUUAUAAUUAAUGCCCAUUUUUGUAGGGGUUGAUACAUUUUUCAUUUGGGUAAAUGAAGUCUGAAAUUUCAAAGUGUAAAUUAAACUUUAGAAGACUUUUUAAAAUUCAAAUAAACUUCAAGUUUGUGUUUCCUGCUGUGCAGGACAAUUCUCAAAUUAAGAUCCUAAGUUUGUAUGUUUUUACUUUUACGUCCAAACAAAUUUCCCUACAUACAUGUAGUGUCAGACAUUUCAAAGCAAUAUUUUUUUCUGGAUUUUGUGGUAUA